ACGUUUAAAAAGGUUCAGGUGCGCGUAACCGCGUAACUAGAGCGCGCACACCGGAAGCGGCGCGCAAACAAACGCGUGUGCUCGUCCACGCUGCGGACUUGUGACAGCACAAAACACGGAGGAACAGAGAGAUGGACCCUGUAGUAUUCUGGUGAAAAAUAAACGAAGGAGACAGUUGGAGCUGUGGGUGAAGUUGAUCAGGAGUUAGAGGAUUUGUCAUUCCGGUGCCUUUUGGGAUUUGACAAAUCGCAGAGUUGCAUGUGCGAGUGUACGCCCAGCAAUGGAACCCUGGCCGAUACUGGCCUGGUUCUUAAUGCUGACUUCCAUCGCUGACUGGCUAAAGACUGUGCGGUCAAGAGACUUUACAAAAAAGGACAUUAUUUUCCUUCAUCCCUCUACUACUCCAUAUCCAGGAGGAUUCAAGUGUUUUACAUGUGAGGAAGCAGCUGACAAUUUCGAAUGUAAUCGCUGGGCUCCAGAUGUGUACUGCCCACAAGAGACUAAAUAUUGUUAUACACGUCAUACGCUGGACUGGGGUGGAAACACGGUGUCCGUGACGAAGCGCUGUGUCGCACUGGAGGACUGUCUCGCUACCAGCUGCACUGACAUGGACCAUGAAGGAAUCAGGGUGUGCGUUUCCUGUUGUGAGGGAAACAUCUGUAACAUGCCUCUCCCUCGGAAUGAAACGGACGCCAUCUUUGCCACCACGUCACCCCUGAAUGGCAGCAAUCGCACUGCUCUGGGUCAUACACUGCUCCUGUGCUUCGUCUUCAUCCUCCUCCUCAGCCACGGCUGACUCUUUACUGUGCACUGCGUCGUAAUGGAUGGUAACAUGGAUAAGUAGCAGAGGUAAUGGCCAGCCUCAAAUCACCUUAUUGAUUAGGGUUUACAAACACUAGCCAUUUUAAACACCCUUGAAUUCAUGGUAUUUUAGACCGUUACACUUCUAGUAACAAAUUUCAGUGGGUCCUUUUGAGCUGAAAAGAACACGAGAGUUACGAAACGGAGGAAUAAACAAUGGUUUGUGCAUUAACAAGAACGAUAACCGGGGGUUGUGGCUGGAUCUGUUUUUAGUUCAACCUCCUGCAAAUGAAGUGUCAUUUUUGUUUUUUUGGUUUUUAAUCAGCUGUACUACUGUUUUCUUUGCUACCUUUGCUGCGAAAGCAUCCUAUAUAUAAGAAGACAUUCUUGUCUAAAAGUAGACUUUUUGUAAGUACAUUCCUUAAUCUAAAGAUAAAGCUCAGCCUUCAUGAGCAUCAUGUAUUACCCUGUCUAAAUGUAGACCUCUACCUUUUGCCACACUGCAGAUAUGGAGGAAAAUCCGAGAUCAUGUUUAUGGUUAAACGGAAACAAAACUGUACAGUUUGUGUCGUGAAAUAUAAUUUAGAUGUAUAUUUAUUUCUUGUACCAUACAUUUAUGGUAGGACUCUGACACUAAAGCGCAUUACAUGUACAGUAGGUCACCGCAUGAACUGAGGAGUGUAAAAAAAAAAAUUUUCAAUCCACAAUUUCUUUUUUACAGUGAUGAAUGUUUUUUUUUUUCAUGAGCAACGAAGUAGAAGAAAAAAAGCCUUAAUGUGCUGCAGUUAUUUAUCAUUUUUCAUUUUGCUCUCACGUGGUGUUGUAGAUCAAUUCAUCAUCAACUAUUAUAAAGCACUUGUGUACAGAUGUGUGUGUAAGAUACGCAUGCUGAGUCUUGUAGCGUUUGUGUUACAUUUCGAAUCUGUUUUUAAGCCACUGGUGGCUCAUGUGGUGUGUGUAUAUAUGGUAUAUGUGGCCCUUUCCUGUUUUUGUCUGUUUAUUUUACGGUCCCCUUCGAAAGUAUUGGAACAGCAAGGCGAGGGUUCUGUUUGUUUUUUGCUAAACACUGAAUAUAUUUGGGUUUGAGAUCAAAAGAUGCAUAUGAGGUGACAGAUCAGUAUUUCAGCUUUCAUUUCCUGAUAUUUACAUCUAGACGUGUUGAACAACUUGGAGCAUGGCACUUUUUUGUGGCAGACCACCCAAUUUUUAGGCGAGCAAAAGUAAUGUAACAGAUAGACUUAAAGUAAAUAACACAUUGUGUUUGUAGACGACUUCUGUAUUUGUUCUGCUGCUACAAUCAUGAGUUACAUCAUUAAUAAAGAUUAGUGAGCCUGUUCCAGAACCAGCCAUCCAAACCCAAGCCAUAACACUACCUCCACCAUGCUUGACCGAUGAGCUUCUAUGUUUUGGAUCAUGAGCAGAUCCUUUCUUUCUCCACACUUUGGCCUUUCCAUCACUUCAGUAGAGGUUAAUCUUGGUUCCAGAACUUUUGUGGCUCAUCUUUGUAUUUCUUUGCGAAUUCCAAUCUGGCUUUCUGAUUCUUACUGCUGAUGAGUGGUUUGCAUCUUGUGGUAUGGCCUCUAUAUUUCUGCACUUGAAGUCUUCUUCGAAUGGUGGAUUAUGAUGCCUUCCCCACUGCUCUGUGGAGGUUGUUGGUGAUGUUACUAACUGUUGUUUUUGGGUUUUUCUUCACAGCUGUCACAAUGUUUGUCAUCAACUGCUGUUGUUUUCCUUGGCCGACCCAUUAUAUGUCUGGCUGCUCAGUACACCUGUGUUUCCUUUCAUUUUCAGGACAUUCCAAAUUGUAGUAUUGGAUAUGCCCAGUGCUUGUGCAAUGGCUCUGAUAGAUUUUCCCUCUUUCCUCAGCUUCAAAAUGGCUUGCUUUUCUCCCAUAGACAGCUCCUUCGUCUUCAUGUUGGUUUAUCCUCUUUAACAACAAAUGCAGUCUUCACAGGUGAAAACUAGGGCUCAAACCAAGAGUAGAUAUUCAGAGCUAUUAAUUAUUUAAACAAUCAAUUUAACAGGCCACACCUGGGCAGCAAGAAACACCUAUCAGUUACAGGUUCCAAUAUUUUAGAUCACCUGAAAAAGUGGGAAGGUUCAAACAACAGGUGCCUUGUUCUAAGUUGUUUAACACAUCUAGAUGUAAGUAUGAGGAAAUGAAAGCUGAAAUUCUGAUCUAUCAUCUCAUUCAUGUUUUGAUCUCGAACCCAAUUGUCUUCAAUAUAUAGCAAAACAAUAUACUUUCGGAAGAGACUGUAUCUGUGAUAGACAUUCUGCUGAAGGCUAUUAAUGUUACUGUGAUAUGUUACCAGUUCAUCGCUUUAUCUGUGAAGUGGUCAUGAAAAAAAAAAAAAAAUGCAGUGUUUGCAACUACAGUGUUAUUGUUCGUUUUGGAUUUGAUUUGUUUAGGCAAACUGCCCAGGACUGGAAAGAAGUUGUUUCCUGUCAGAAUAUAAAUGCCAAGCAUGGAACGUUUAGUUCCAUAAACUGCAAUGCUUUUUGACUCUGUAAAACAAAGGGCAUGCUACUUACCCAUAGGUAACAGAAGGGCUAACACAAUCUCUCGUGUCUUCAGUGUCGCUCAGGUAAUCGCGUACCAUAGAAGAAGACAGUGCCAGUUACACAUUGUGCAUAAAACUGAGUGUGCCUAACAGAAAAACCCUGCUGGACCAAAAUAUUGUGUAUGAAUCACGUUCUAUGUGCUAAGUUGUACGCCAUGUUUGAUCUUUUUUUUUUUUUUUUUUUUUUUUUAAGAAGUUUGUAAUUUUUUUGUAAAUGAGUGUACAUACUUUUGAAUAUAUUAAAGGGCACGGUAAAAAAUUU
Ictalurus punctatus (channel catfish) is the source of this 3627-nucleotide messenger RNA. It is a transcript of the gene lypd6, whose product is annotated as LY6/PLAUR domain containing 6. The record is from RefSeq and is a predicted model, not a curated record. Gene Ontology annotation, molecular function: acetylcholine receptor inhibitor activity. The transcript is spliced from 5 exons. Lineage: Eukaryota; Metazoa; Chordata; Actinopteri; Siluriformes; Ictaluridae. Bases 281 to 796 code for a protein of 171 amino acids. Gene Ontology annotation, biological process: positive regulation of canonical Wnt signaling pathway.